AUGGAUGGAUAUUCACAACCAUGUAAACUACGUACUAAUGGCAGAGAAAUGAUUCGAAUUAAUGGAGUAUAUAUGUAUAUUAUAAAUGAAUGUGGUCAAGUUGGUGCAAUGCUAGGAUUUCAUCCGAUGGUGAUUGUAAUGUAUGAAGAUACAGCUGAUUUAGAACCAGUUAAAGGAUAUUUGCGUGUUGGAAGAUGGAUAUAUCCAUUAGCGCGUUCAUUUUCCCCGAUUUAUAUUUGGGGACCUGGUAAUAUGAUUAUGCCUGAACCAUUUUCACAAUUAACUAAACCAGUAUACAUUGUGAUUCGACUACCGAUAGGCAUGUCUCGUCAUCAAAAGGAUGCCUUAUAUAAUAUAAUUGAUGUAAAUGCUCACCUACAAGGUCAAUUUAGUAAUUUGACAGUAGAAGAAAUUAAAGCUAUGGAUAAACUAUUUGAAUUAACUGAAAUUACUCCGUACGAUAAACUUUUAUUAGAUGAAAUAGAACGUGGAAUUAGUCAACCAGGUACUGAAUACCUGAAAGAUCUUUACAAGGAUAAAAUGAAGCAUAAGCUAAAUGCUUACAAAGAAGAAAGCGGCAGACUUAGCGUAGCAUUCUCUAAUUCAAAAAGCGGUAAACUCAAUAUACAACGAUACAUAUUUCAUAAUCAAUUCUCUAAAAAUCCGAAUAAAUCAUUACAAAACGGUCAAGGUGAUAAACCAUUUAGUGAGAAUACAUGUUUGCCUACAAUAUCAAAAUAUGAAAAGUUAAGCUCAAGAAUAAACUGGCCAGGUGGUUGGCCUGAGAUGUAUAAACUUCCACUUGGUAAAGGUAAUGUAAUGCGGUUGUACAUUUUAGGCCCACGUGAUGCUCAACAUAUUGAAAUUUCCAGAGUAAUGGAAUGGAUACCCGUAACACAGAUCAUAUUAAGUUCAGUAAAUACUGCUUUUCGUGAACAAGUUCGUCUGAGAAAAGAGAAAGAACUUCACGGUAUACCACCGUCUUUUGAAGGUCGACCAUUACGUCUAUUAAAGGGGUGGGGAGCAGCGCAAAAUUUAAAUCGAUUUGGUGUUGCAGCUAAAAGUGAAACAUUUAUUAAAGUACCACUUAAAGAUAUAUCUAAACUGGAUCCAGGUCAUAUUCAAUUGAAGCAGUCUACAACAACCCUACAAAAUCUUGAAAUGGCAGCUGAUUUGUUCGACUAUGCAAUAGAUAAUUGUAAACUGUACUUAAUAAGUUACUCAUAUGAUGAUAUAAACCUAAAGAAGGAUAAAUUUCCAACACUUGAUGGUCCUCUUGUACUAAGAACACUUUUAAUACGCUACGAGAAAUUAUGCUGGACAUUUAUUAAAUUGAUGACAAUUAGUGAAACUAUUGAUAAUGAUUUAGUUUAUACAAAAAGUAAUCAUUAUACUGAACGUUUACACGAAGACUGUGAACAUCACUAUCCAAAAUUACGUCCAAGAAAUCCGAUGUUAGAUCCAAAAUAUCCAUAUGCCCGAGAACCAUCAGUGUAUUCAGUCUCGUCUAUAGGAUGA
Trichobilharzia regenti is the source of this 1518-nucleotide messenger RNA. NCBI's taxonomy places the organism in Eukaryota, Metazoa, Platyhelminthes, Trematoda, Strigeidida, Schistosomatidae. The record is from the annotation of a GenBank genome assembly.